Messenger RNA from Halichondria panicea, 1496 nucleotides. RefSeq names its product 2-(3-amino-3-carboxypropyl)histidine synthase subunit 1-like. NCBI's taxonomy places the organism in Eukaryota, Metazoa, Porifera, Demospongiae, Suberitida, Halichondriidae. The record is from RefSeq and is a predicted model, not a curated record. The coding region runs from base 143 to 1438 and encodes 431 amino acids. Gene Ontology annotation, biological process: protein histidyl modification to diphthamide. The transcript has 2 exons. Gene Ontology annotation, molecular function: 2-(3-amino-3-carboxypropyl)histidine synthase activity.
AAGUGCACAUGUAGUAAAUCAUGUCCACGUGUUGACGUGGUUAAUUGGCUUCAAGUCUCAAUAUAAUUAUAGCAAAGGCAAAUGGCAAAGACACAUCGUAUACCUAUAUCCUGAGUGUGUGAGUUGAGGCAUAACUAUAAGGAUGACAGAGCCAGCUUUGGAAAUCCCUGCACCUGAUGCACAAGAAGUUGUACCUGUACCUGAGACUUCCACACAUCCGAAGCAAGUGUCGGCAAAAGAUGGCAAGCGCAGACGUUUUGUUGGAGCUAGUCAGAGUCGAACAGACGGGGGAAAAGAGAUUGCUAAGAGAGGUGGUGCGAGAAAAUACACAUCACAAAUACCCGAGGAAAUAUUGAACAAUGCCGACUUGAAUGCAGCAAUUAAUGUUCUGCCAAGCAACUACAACUUCGAGCUUCAUAAAACAAUCUGGAGAAUCAAGCAGUCUAACUCGAAGAAAGUUGCGUUACAGUUUCCGGAAGGCCUUCUCAUGUUUGCUUGCACGAUUGCGGACAUCAUUGAAGAGUUCAGUGGAGCAGAGACUAUCAUCAUGGGCGAUGUCACGUACGGUGCUUGUUGUGUGGAUGACUAUACUGCCAGAGCCCUGGAGGCAGACCUGCUAGUACACUAUGGACACAGCUGCCUUGUUCCCAUUGAUACCACCUCCAUCAAAAUGCUUUACGUAUUUGUGGACAUAAAAAUCGACAACCAGCACCUACUGGCUACUCUGAGACGCAACUUUACGUCUGGUGCAACUAUUGGGAUCGUCAGUACCAUUCAAUUUGUGGCAGCUUUGCAGAGCGUCCAACAGUUCCUGCUUGGAGAGUACAAUGUGAUAAUUCCUCGAUCGAAGCCGCUUUCUCCCGGGGAAAUUCUCGGCUGCACCUCUCCGAAACUACCCUCUGAAGCACAAGCAUUGGUGUAUAUUGGAGACGGACGAUUUCACUUAGAGUCUAUUAUGAUUGCCAAUCCUACUGUGAAGGCGUACCGCUACGAUCCGUACUCCAAGAAGUUCACUCAUGAGCAAUACAACCAUGCCAGGAUGAGGAGCACACGAAAAGAGGCCAUUGCUAAAGCAGCUUCGGCUAAAUGCUACGGACUGAUCCUAGGAACACUUGGGAGACAAGGGAGCCCCAAGAUACUCGAUUUCCUAAAAGAGAAAAUGAAAGUUGCUGGGAUUGAGCAUAUUGUAGUGAUGCUGUCUGAAAUAUUUCCUAAGAAGUUGACACUUUUUCGCAAUGUGGAUGCCUGGAUACAAGUUGCGUGUCCUCGAUUGUCGAUUGACUGGGGGACAGCAUUUGAACAGCCUCUGCUGACUCCUUAUGAGGCUGCUGUAGCCCUCAAUUUAGCUACAUGGGAUGUGCAAGAUUACCCUAUGGACUAUUAUGCGAGAGACAGUUUAGGGCCUUGGACUGUGAAUAAUGUAAUGCAUAAACAAUGACAUUGACUGUUGAUUGUGAUACUUGUAGAUGUGCUACUAAUGAUUUUCAUAGACUAGA